AGAGAGAGCGCAUUUGAAGAUUUGUCGCGAUUUGCGGCGUACAAUAAAAAUACAUAAAAAAAUAGAAAAAUGUUUCGCUUAUCAAAAAGCGUUAUAACAUUACUGUCAAAAACUGCAAAAAUAUCUACACCGCAAGACAGUGGAAUUUUACUAUGUACACAGGGAACCCUAAAGUUUCUCAGUACAGAUAUUAACGAUAAGUUUUCCUUGAAACAUGAAGAGGUUGGCCGGCCCCUUUACUUCGACGCUCAAGCGACAACACCUGUCGACCCUCGAGUACUUGACGUGAUGAUGCCUUACUUUGUAGGACAGCAUGGCAAUCCACAUUCUAGGACUCAUGCAUACGGUUGGGAGAGUGAAGCAGCCGUGGAAAAAGCUAGAGAACAAGUAGCUAAUCUAAUUAGAGCUGAUCCGAAGGAAAUCAUAUUUACCUCGGGAGCCACAGAGUCUAAUAAUAUAUCUGUAAAAGGAGUUGCUAGGUUUUAUGCGCCCAGGAAAAAGCAUAUUGUUACUACUCAAAUUGAACAUAAAUGUGUACUGGACUCAUGCAGAGCACUAGAAGGAGAGGGCUUCAAGAUUACAUAUCUGCCAGUGGGAGCCAAUGGCAUUAUUGACCUAAAAGAAUUGGAAGCUGCACUCACCCCCGAAACUAGUCUUGUUUCAAUAAUGACUGUCAAUAAUGAAAUAGGUGUAAAACAGCCUGUAGCUGAAAUUGGAGCGCUCUGCAAAAGCAAAAAGAUAUUUUUCCACACAGAUGCAGCACAGGCUGUGGGCAAGGUCCCUCUGGAUGUUAACAAGAUGAACAUUGAUUUAAUGUCAAUUUCUGGCCACAAAAUUUACGGACCCAAAGGUGUUGGGGCGCUGUACAUUCGGCGUAGGCCUCGAGUACGAGUAGAGCCCAUACAGAGUGGAGGGGGGCAAGAAAGAGGAAUGAGGAGUGGCACAGUACCCACGCCUCUUGUUGUUGGACUAGGCGCUGCUUGUGAACUGGCCGAGCGUGAGAUGGCAUAUGACCAUGCCUGGAUGGAAACACUUUCACAAAGAUUCCUGGACAAGAUAUACUCAAAGCUGUCACAUGUCAUCAGAAAUGGGGAUCCGGAACAAUCUUACCAUGGAUGUAUCAAUUUGUCAUUUGCUUAUGUUGAAGGCGAAUCUUUGUUGAUGGCCCUAAAAGAUGUGGCCCUGUCAAGUGGCUCGGCGUGCACCUCAGCCUCUUUAGAACCUUCCUAUGUAUUGAGAGCUAUCGGAACAGACGAAGAUUUAGCACACAGUUCAAUCAGAUUCGGAUUAGGAAGAUUCACAACAAUCGACGAAGUAGACUACACGGCAGAGAAGACGAUCAGACACGUGGAGCGCCUCCGAGAGAUGAGCCCGCUGUGGGAGAUGGUGCAGGAGGGAGUGGACAUCAAAACCAUUCAGUGGUCGCAGCACUAAUGUACCGGUCGUCGUGUCCUGUUAGUUAUGCAUGUGAAUGUUUACUAUGGUUAUGGACAAAAAAAUACAGGUCGAAUAAUUUUACGGUUUAGACUCACUUGUUUUUAGUACGCGAUACACGGCCGUUGUGAACGCUGCUCGCACUGUUAGUGUUUGAGAAAGGAGACCUAGGCUCUCCGAAGCAUGUCGCGCGAGUGACUAAAAACAAGUGAGUCUAAACCGUAAAAUUAUUCAAUGUUAGUAUGUCUCACAACAGUUUAAAUUCAAAUACAGGUCGAUUGACUAAAGUUGACACGAAUGGAAUGAAUGAGUGAAUGAAAAUAUCUAUAUAUGUAUCACAGUAAAAUGGUGGCUCUGACUGUAUACAGGUGUCACUCACACAAUUAAAGUCUCGUUCAUUCCAGUCGUGGCGGCUUUUGUGAAUCGACCUGUACUACUAGACGCGUAGGGCAAAAUAUUGAAGUAGAUGGCGCUAUACGAUUGCGAUCAUUCAAACAUAUUUCUAUCGGGUCUAUCACGAAUUUAUUUUCUUACCUUUAUUUCCGACGUUUCUAUGUAGAUUACAGCGGUCGUGGUCGCGGGUAACCAGCGAAAUGUAACAUAUUAUAAUGAUAAAAUCCGAUAAAAUUAUGUUUUAAUACGUGUUCAAAAAGGCUGUCCAGUCAAGUACUGACAAUAAGUUACCACAAAACAUAUGAUGCCACAUAACAUCACAUGGACAUAAACACGGAAAACUUUCGAAAUUGUAGCUACGAUAUUUUGUACUUUACGCGUUCUAGGAUCCUUUUGUCAAUGCCAUAAUUAAUCUAUGUGCACGUUGAUUCAUAUUUAGCUGGACUAAAUGUGACGUCCCACGGGUUACCUUUACCCUUAUGGCGGUUGGCGCUUACGCUAUUAUUAACGCCGCUCCAAUAUUAUUGCGGCAGCCGCCAUAAGGUACCUUUUGCCGUGGAACGCCACAAAUGGAGUACCAAUUCUUUAAAAGCACCUUUCAGAUUGUGGCUGAGUGUCAUCAAUUUAUUAGGCUUCAUUUGUACCAGUUUUUCUGAAUUGAUCUAUGUACAGAGAUUUAAGGCUCCAUAAGAUCUGGAUAGGCUGCUAUGAACAAAUAGUUAUCAGGGUGUCCACAUUAUAGAAAAUGUGUGCAUUGGAUAGUAGAGUGUGUGCGGACAUAAAAUGUCUUGCACAUUUGUAGCGUGUUCUCUUAUUUUGCGUUUAUUUGUAGGCUUAAGCUAAAAAGCUGAUUAUACUUGUUAGAAUUCUAUGAAACUCUAUUUAAUUAUUAAUGUUAUCUUAAAAGUAAAUUUCUUACGAGAAAAAUGUAGAAAAUGUUGGGCAUCCUGGUUGUUUAUAUAUUUGGUAGGUUUUUAGAUGGCUGUUAUUUUCGAUUAUAUCUUAUGCUAUUUACGUUAAUGACUUUAUUGAUCACUGACAUGGUUAUACAUAACGGUUAUCAAGAUGAUGAUAUUACAAAUGUUGUGCAUAAUUGUUUUUGUUCGUAUUUUCACAACGUACGAACGUGUUUUGCUAUUUCAGUCAGAAGUACAAAAAAAACCGAGGUUGACUGAAGUAGCAUGACAAAUACGAACGUUUCCGAGAAAAUAAGAAGGAAAACAAUGACGCACUACAUCUGUAAGUAUUAUAUUCACUUUUGUGGCACAAAGAUCUCGCUAUUUAUCAGACAAUAUAAUAAUUUGAAUUAAUCAAUUCCACUUGUAUUUUUUGUAUUGAACACAACAUAUACUUAGGUAGCUUACUUACUGUGUUUUACAAUACACAGUAUUUGUAUUAUUACAUUGGUGGACGUUAUGUUCUUUACAAUAAGGUCUAUGAAUUGUUAAUUGUUACGAACCUAGCCGUCGCCAUACAAUCGAGUUGCGCUCUCAUUUUGAAACGACUUUUAGACGGCCUGAUCGUGUGAUAGAUGGGAAGUACUGGAUCCUUCUGUUGGAAUCCACGGAACUUACUACAUAACAUGGCACUCCUUUACGAUUUUGAUCCCUACUAAAAUGUGACCUAUGUAAUUUCGAUAAUAUCAUAGAAUUAUUUUAUCAAAUGCCAGACCUCAAAGAAAUUUAUAAUUUGUUGUAUCUAUUAUUGAUUUAAGUCUAUAUUAUAAUGAUGUAAAUGUUAAUAAAAUGACGCUUCACGAAAAUUCUAAA
This is a messenger RNA of Cydia fagiglandana, 3596 nucleotides long. It is a transcript of the gene Nfs1, whose product is annotated as cysteine desulfurase, mitochondrial. The transcript is spliced from 8 exons. The coding region runs from base 70 to 1434 and encodes 454 amino acids. The record is from RefSeq and is a predicted model, not a curated record. Gene Ontology annotation, cellular component: cytosol; mitochondrion; nucleus. Gene Ontology annotation, molecular function: pyridoxal phosphate binding; cysteine desulfurase activity. Lineage: Eukaryota; Metazoa; Arthropoda; Insecta; Lepidoptera; Tortricidae. Gene Ontology annotation, biological process: [2Fe-2S] cluster assembly.